This is a messenger RNA of Drosophila erecta, 1513 nucleotides long. RefSeq names its product peptidoglycan-recognition protein LE (gene PGRP-LE). Gene Ontology annotation, molecular function: N-acetylmuramoyl-L-alanine amidase activity; zinc ion binding. The coding region runs from base 380 to 1417 and encodes 345 amino acids. Gene Ontology annotation, biological process: peptidoglycan catabolic process. Lineage: Eukaryota; Metazoa; Arthropoda; Insecta; Diptera; Drosophilidae. The transcript has 5 exons. The record is from RefSeq and is a predicted model, not a curated record.
GGAUGCGGCCUAGUGUGUUCGCACCGCUAAGCGCGCCACAAAAAAAGUGGAAUUGUUCUAAGUUCAAACAUCGAUAAUACUUAUCGAUAUCUAGACUGACCCUCAACACCCAUGACAAUAAUUAAUAUAUAUGACUAAAUAUGCAAUAAAAAAAGGCCCAAGUCGACUGAUAUGUAGUAAAGCAGUUCAAACGGCACACGCAUAUAAUAGCGUAUAUAGCCUGUGGAACGUCCUUAUCUUAUCGUGCGAGGUGGACACAACACGACCACUAAUCAGAAAACAGAGUAGUUCUAACUCACAAUAUUGAUAAACAAAGUAGAGAACAGCCGAGAGAUACACGAGCACUUAUUGGCCGCAAACACAAGACAAAACUACGGAUAUGUCCGAAUCGGGAAUCAAGAAGUUGAGCCAAGAACGGACUCGGGAAUGGUUGGCCAGGCAGGAGGAUGAGGAACUGGAGUCCAUCGCCGAGUCCUCCGUUGUGGACAGCUUGGACUACGAUUAUACCGAGGAGGAGGAAGAUACCGAUCAAAAUACCAGCGAAGAAAUCAGCACAAUGACACUAGGCACUCAAAUCGCUGCCAAAAAGCACUCGAUCAUCACCGAUACUAUAAGGGACCUUAUGAACUCAAUCAACAGCAUUCAGACCUUGGGCAACGUUAAUAUAAGCAACUCCACAAACGUUCAUAUCGGCAAUGUUACCAAUAUCAAUGGAAACAUACAAAUCAUAGCCGAGAGCCUUACCCAAAACCGAAGAGAUCGGCGGCAUGUUUCGCCAUCGAGAGAUAGCGCUUCAAAAACUCCAACACAUUUCGAAGACGACUAUCAGGACGAGUCGGAGGAAAGGGUCCGCUCAGAUGUGUUUAUCAGGCGCCAAAAAUUCAAAAUACCCAAGGAGCUGUGCGCCAUUAUUCCGCGCUCUUCCUGGCUAGCACAGAAGCCCAUGGAAGAUCCGCAGCCUUUGCAACUACCUGUUAAAUAUGUGGUUAUCUUACACACAGCUACCGAGAGCUCAGAGAAGCGUGCGAUCAACGUUAGACUUAUUCGGGAUAUGCAGUGCUUCCACAUUGAGUCGCGGGGAUGGAAUGACAUUGCGUACAACUUCCUGAUCGGCUGCGAUGGCAACAUUUUCGAAGGACGCGGCUGGCAAACGGUGGGCGCCCACACUUUGGGAUACAACAGGAUCUCACUGGGGAUCAGCUUCAUUGGAUGCUUCAUGAAAGAACUUCCGACUCCAGACGCCUUGAACAUGUGCCGCAAUUUGUUGGCCCGCGGCGUGGAGGAUGGCCACAUAUCCACCGACUAUAGAUUAAUUUGUCACUGCCAGUGCAACUCAACGGAAAGUCCUGGUCGGCGAUUGUACGAGGAGAUACAGACAUGGCCCCACUUUUACAAUAUCGAGGAGGAGGGACAAUGAAGGCCAAAAGAAAAGCACCAUUUCCCAUACAUACAUGACUUAAAUGCACCCGAAUUACGUUUAAAUUGUUGAAAAUUAAAUCAUUUGUUUAUAAAU